AUGGAUGCUUUGAACGACGACAACGAGAAAUUCCGACUUGUGAGCAGCAACACUCGCGAGGAAGCUCAACGUCCCAGGAGUGAGUCAGCCCUUUCCGACAGGACACUUCUCAACAUGUCGGAUUCAGAAACGGAGGAAAAGAGAAGGAGCGGUGAUCUAGAGAAGGAGGGCCUUGUCGAGCAAUUACCCAAAGUCGUCACAAAAGAACAUGCCACCAAAGAUCCAUAUGCAAGAGCCAAGAUAUUGAUGUGGAUGUUCGUCAAUACUCUGGCUACCGUAACAAUCGUCUUCUGCAAUAAAGCCAUUUUCAGCGACAAAUCCUUCUCACAAUGUCAAGCAGCCUUCGCAGCCUUCCACUUCUUCGUCACAGCAGCGACGCUCUACCUCCUCUCUCGCCCUGCAGUCGGCAUGUUCGAACCUCGAAAGAUUCCUAUUAUGAACAUGCUGCCUCUCGCUAUCGCAAUGGCUAUGAACAUCGUCGGCAUGAACGUCUCUCUUCAAGUCUCAACUAUUACCUUCUAUCAAAUCACUCGAGUCCUCCUGACCCCCAUUGUCGCAAUAAUCAACUUCUUCUUCUACAAGAAAACCAUCCCAAGGAUGGCAGUCUACGCUCUGAUCCCUAUGUGUUUCGGAGUUGGCUUGAUCUCUUACUACGACCAGAAGUCAGCUCCAGUUCCAGGUGCGCCAAUCAAGGCUGUGGGUGCUCUGAGUGUGCUUCUCGCUUUCGGAAGCGUCACUGUCAGUGGAAUCUACACAAUCUGGAUUGGCACCUAUCAAAGAAAAUACGAGGUGAACGGAUUCCAGCUCCUGUACAACCAAGCACCCCUAGGAGGUGUACUUCUACUAUAUGUCGUUCCAUGGUCGGACAAGUUUCCAGCGCUGGACCAGACACCUGCGGUUAUGUGGGGACUGAUACUCUUAAGUGGCUUCCUUGCCGCGUUAAUCAACCUGUCGCAAUUCUUCAUCAUUGGUGGCUCAGGACCUCUCGAGAGUACCGUUGUCGGACAUCUCAAGACUUGCCUUAUCGUGGUCAUUGGCGCUUUCUCGGGGGGGAAGGUCAUUACGGAUAAAGCUGCCUUUGGGAUCUUACUUGCGCUGAUCAGCAUUUUCUCAUACUCAGCAAUAAUGAUGCGGCAUACAAAUUUGGCCAGUACGGUCAAAAAAGCUUGA
Letharia columbiana is the source of this 1170-nucleotide messenger RNA. RefSeq lists its product as uncharacterized. The coding region runs from base 1 to 1170 and encodes 389 amino acids. Lineage: Eukaryota; Fungi; Ascomycota; Lecanoromycetes; Lecanorales; Parmeliaceae. The transcript is spliced from 4 exons. Gene Ontology annotation, molecular function: antiporter activity. The record is from RefSeq and is a predicted model, not a curated record. Gene Ontology annotation, cellular component: Golgi apparatus.